This is a messenger RNA of Telopea speciosissima, 840 nucleotides long. RefSeq names its product heavy metal-associated isoprenylated plant protein 7-like. The transcript is spliced from 5 exons. The record is from RefSeq and is a predicted model, not a curated record. Bases 1 to 783 code for a protein of 260 amino acids. Gene Ontology annotation, molecular function: metal ion binding. NCBI's taxonomy places the organism in Eukaryota, Viridiplantae, Streptophyta, Magnoliopsida, Proteales, Proteaceae.
AUGGGUGAAGAACAGGAAAACAAAGAAGAGGGAAAGAAAGAGGAAGGAAACACUGAAGAGAAGAAGAAAGAAGAGGAGAAGAAGGCAGAAGAGCCUCAAGAGAUUGUUCUCAAAGUUUACAUGCAUUGUGAGGCUUGUGCAAAGAAGAUUGUUAGAGCCCUCAAAGGAUUUCCAGGAGUUGAGGAAGUGACGACGGAUUACAAGUCUGGUAAGGUGGUAGUGAAGGGAAAGACAGCUGACCCUUUAAAAGUAUGUGAGAGAGUUCAGAAGAAGAGUGGUAGAAAAGUGGAGCUUAUUUCACCUUUGCCCAAACCACCCGAGGAAGAGAAAAAAGAAGAGACUCCACCGGAGAAGAAGAAUGAGCCUCCUCCUGUUAUCACAGUCAAUUUGAAAGUACACAUGCACUGUGAAGCCUGUGCUCAAGUUUUGCAGAAGCGGAUCGGAAAGAUAGAAGGGGUUGAAUCAGUAGCUACCGACAUAGCAAACGAUCAAGUGACGGUAAAGGGUGUUGUAGAUCCGGCGAAGCUCGUGGAGAAUGUGUACAAGAGGACUAGGAAACAAGCUUCCAUUGUGAAAGAGGAAGAAAAGAAGGAAGAAGAGAAGAAAGAGGAUAAGGGAGCAGAGAAGAAAGAAGGGGAGGAAAGCAAGGGAGAAGAAGAUAAUAAAGCUGAUGCCAAGAAAUUUGAGUAUUAUGGUCCUAAAUACUACAUGGAGUACUACUAUGCAUCCCCUCCUGAUCAGAUUUUUAGUGAUGAGAACCCAAAUGCAUGCUCUGUGAUGUAGUCAUGCAUUUGUAGUUCAAUCAGUUUAUCUAGUUAAGUGUAAUGCAAGUUUUCCAUA